This is a messenger RNA of Bubalus bubalis (water buffalo), 1514 nucleotides long. It is a transcript of the gene RAC3, whose product is annotated as Rac family small GTPase 3. Gene Ontology annotation, molecular function: GTP binding; protein kinase binding; GTPase activity. Lineage: Eukaryota; Metazoa; Chordata; Mammalia; Artiodactyla; Bovidae. The transcript has 6 exons. Gene Ontology annotation, biological process: small GTPase-mediated signal transduction; cortical cytoskeleton organization; establishment or maintenance of cell polarity. Gene Ontology annotation, cellular component: cell projection; cell cortex; cytoskeleton. Bases 225 to 1133 code for a protein of 302 amino acids. The record is from RefSeq and is a predicted model, not a curated record.
ACGACUGCCCCUCCCUUCUUCACCAGGAACAGGCCACUGGCAAGUCUGGGCUCUUUGCGCAGAGUCGACAGCCAGUAACGUGGAAAAUCAGUGCUGGGCAGGAUCUGAGAGCAGGACAGCCGCAGCUGACAACCAGGGUGCCUGUCUGGGUGGUUGGGGUGGUCCAGAACCUGGCUGGCCAAGAGGGCCUUCCCCACUCUGUCAUCCCCAUCACAGGGAGUGACAUGCCUGAGAACAGACCCAAGAAGGGAGGAGCAAUGUGUGAGCUCUCCCGGCUCCACCCACCGUGGUGCAGUCACCUUUCACAAGCAGGAGCUCUGCAGGCCCAACUGCUCACCCCAGGGUAUUUUGAAAUACAGAAUUUUGCACUUUGUGAUACAUUUUGGUUCCAGUGCCUUUCUCCCACAUCAGUCUGUGCUCCCAAGCCCGGGCCUUGCAGGAAAGGCCAGCCCUCCAGGUUUCUCUGCAAAGCGCGUCGGCCCGGGUUCGGGGCCGGUCUGCGCCCCCCGCCCGCCCUGCCGGCCGCGCUCGGCUGUCUCCGCGCCCGACGCUCGGCAGCGCUCGGCUGUCUCCGGCCGCUCGGCUCCGCGCUCGGCUCGGGUCCGCGGCCGCUGCGGCGCCGGGCAUUUCUCCGCAGCUCGGCUCGCGGCCGCGCCCGCCCGGCCCGCGCCCAUGCAGGCCAUCAAGUGUGUGGUGGUCGGCGACGGCGCCGUGGGGAAGACCUGCUUGCUGAUCAGCUACACAACCAACGCCUUCCCUGGAGAGUACAUCCCCACAGUGACGUCUUCCUGAUCUGCUUCUCCCUGGUGAGCCCAGCCUCCUUUGAGAAUGUUCGAGCCAAGUGGUACCCAGAGGUUCGGCAUCAUUGCCCGCACACGCCCAUUCUCCUGGUGGGCACCAAGCUGGACCUUCGUGACGAUAAGGACACCAUCGAGCGACUGCGGGACAAGAAGCUAGCACCCAUCACAUACCCCCAGGGCCUGGCCAUGGCCCGAGAGAUUGGUUCUGUCAAGUACCUGGAGUGCUCAGCGCUGACCCAGCGGGGCCUGAAGACAGUGUUCGAUGAGGCCAUUCGGGCUGUGCUCUGCCCGCCCCCUGUGAAAAAGCCAGGGAAGAAGUGCACGGUCUUCUAGAGCCCCCACUUCCGGAAGAGCAGCCCUCUCCUGCCUGUAUCUGUUGUGUUGAGAUGUGUCCUUGAGUCCGCUGUGGGGGAGUGGUGGGGGUGGGGAAGGGGAAGAAGCAUGGGGAUGAGGCUGCUGCUCCAGGGGCGCUGCGGGGGCCGUGGGGUCCUGUCUGCUCUGCCUCGUCUUUGUGGGGACGCAGCUCCAGCCUCCCCUGGCCCCCACUGGAGGCCAGAAGGGAGCAGGGUCUCCCUCAGGCUGUAGGCGCGGGUCCGGGGCAGCCCCAGGAUGGGCUUCCCAGAUGAGGGACUUUGGGGGGGUGGGUUCUGUCCUUGUGCCCCACGAUGGGGCAGCCCCUUCUUAUUUUAUACAAUAAACCUUCAUCAUCUCCUG